Molecule: messenger RNA, 837 nt
Organism: Spirodela intermedia
Lineage: Eukaryota; Viridiplantae; Streptophyta; Magnoliopsida; Alismatales; Araceae
Source: the annotation of a GenBank genome assembly
AUGGAGACGAGACCCAUCUUCGCCUCCACCAUGGCAAAGCCCUGGCCGACACAGACGCGAACCCCGCCGCCGAAGGGGAAGAAGGCCGUCCCCGCCGCCGGCGACUGGUUCUUCGACGCCCUGGAGACCCCCUCGGCGAACCUCUCCGGGUUGAAAUCACCGGCGUCGUCCCCCCAGUACUCCGGAUCGUGCUGGACCAGCAGGACGGCCAGCUGGAGCUGCACCCCCGCCGGCAAGCUGUACUCUCCCACCGUCGUCGCCGCCCGGGUGAUCCGAGAGAGGAACAGCACCGGCGGGUACAGUCGGAGCACCUCAUGGAGAACCAUCGUUACCUGCAACAUACAAGAAAGAGAGAGAGAGGGAUCACCCGCCUGAACCUGGCAGAUAAUGAGAGAUUGAGGUGAUGAGGGAGGAGGAAUGUUUCCCACAAUCUUCAGCUGGCUCAGUCUGUCGAAGUCCGGCUUCUCCCUGCCGAAAACCUGCAGAACCUCGGCCCUGGCGCGGUCCUGCCAGCUCGGAUGCAUUGCUAGGGCGACCAUGGCCCAGGUCAGGAGGAUGGAGGUCGUCUCCUGCCCGGCAAAAUAGAAGAGCUUGCAUUCUUCGAUCACCUCCUCAGUCGUCAUCCGGGCCACCCCUCUGGAGGUCCCAUCCUCCUGGAAGCCGACCUGGUUGGAUUGCAGGAGCAGGCCCAGCAGGUCGUCGUCGCCGGUGGCGGCGCCAGGCGCCGCCUGUCGCAGUGCCUUCUCUCUUCUGGCGAUGAUUUCCCGGAGGAGGUCCUCCAUCUCCCGGUCGACUUCCCUCAUCCGUCGGUUCCUCUUCGUGGGGAGAAACCUGUAA